Frankliniella occidentalis (western flower thrips) is the source of this 594-nucleotide messenger RNA. RefSeq names its product U6 snRNA-associated Sm-like protein LSm5. The record is from RefSeq and is a predicted model, not a curated record. Lineage: Eukaryota; Metazoa; Arthropoda; Insecta; Thysanoptera; Thripidae. The transcript is spliced from 3 exons. Gene Ontology annotation, molecular function: RNA binding. Gene Ontology annotation, cellular component: U4/U6 x U5 tri-snRNP complex; U6 snRNP; Lsm1-7-Pat1 complex. Bases 179 to 451 code for a protein of 90 amino acids. Gene Ontology annotation, biological process: mRNA splicing, via spliceosome.
UCUGGGUUGUUUUGAUUUGACUACUACAACAUUCGACCGGCACUUUGGGCUAGCUUGCUCGCGUAUCGCCUUUCAGCUCCAGUUUGAGGAAGAUAUUGUUGAAUUUGGUUAUCAGCGGUCCUUGCGGGCCAUCCUUCUUAAUCUCACAUUACAUAUCUAUUACCCAAAUCGAGUAAUCAUGACUUCAGUGACUACCAAUCCUUCCACCCUUCUACCUCUAGAGUUGGUGGAUAAGUGUAUAGGAUCCCGAAUCCACAUAAUAAUGAAAAAUGAUAAGGAAAUAGUUGGCACUUUACUGGGAUUUGAUGACUUUGUAAACAUGCGAUUGGAAGAUGUCACAGAAUACGAGGCUACCCCCGAGGGAAGAAGAAUCACCAAAUUAGAUAAUAUUCUUCUGAAUGGCAACAACAUAACUAUGUUGGUGCCUGGUGGAGAAAUGCCGGAUGCAUGAUUAUAGGCCAAAAAAUUAUUCUUUGUCACUUUUUUUUUUACCAAUCAAUUCUUUCUGAACCUUGUACAGUAAAAUUACUUCUCUUACUUCAAGAAUAUGUUCUGUUCACUUAUUUAUAAAUAAUUAAAGGUAUAUGAACCAGG